CACGCGCGUUCUCAGUGACGUCACUGCGGUUUGUGUAUAAAAGCGCGGGAAUGGGCGGGCUAACCGACAUAGCGUUUGUGAGAGAAACUAACAAUGGUGCAACUUUCUAAAACUGGAGCGAGAGACACGCUCAAAGCUGGCCAUCCUCCCGCAGUGAAAGCUGGAGGGAAAAGAGUGGUAAAGAAGAGUGGUGAUGAUAACGCCAAUGUGGAGAAGGAGACCAAGAAAGUGGAUAAAGCCAGGUCCCUGCCGACCCCUUCCAGAAUGCAGCACUUGAGUCUUCUCCUGGCUGGUCCGCUUGAGAAGCUGGGUCAUGAUUUUCCUGAGACUCCCGUUUCUGUGCGCCACAGCAGAGUCAGACCGAGUGUGGAGAAACCUCACGUCCCUCGCCUCUCCAUCUGCAUUCAACAGCCACGCAAAUUUUGAGCCAAAAUAGCUUUCGCUGCUGAGCUUCUGACAACAUGACAUGCGAGAGACAACCAGGAUGUGUUUUUGUAGGUGAAUCAUGGAUGUGACUUGCUAGUAGACUUGUUACAAAGUUACUGUAAUGUGACCUCUGAUCAGCUUGCUUGUUGUAGCUUUGCAGCUUCGAAGGUAUUUCUUCAUGAAUAGUUUGUGCUUGAGCUGUGUGGAAGAUUAAUUAACCCAGUGUGAAUUAAAGCUGUGCUGUUGAAAAUG
Molecule: messenger RNA, 678 nt
Organism: Cyprinus carpio (common carp)
Lineage: Eukaryota; Metazoa; Chordata; Actinopteri; Cypriniformes; Cyprinidae
Product: death-associated protein-like 1 homolog
Biological process (GO): apoptotic signaling pathway; negative regulation of autophagy; cellular response to amino acid starvation
Molecular function (GO): death domain binding
Source: RefSeq, a predicted model, not a curated record